GAAACGGAUCCUCCCAAGACCCCUGAUGCUAAUGCUCGUGCGUCCGAACUCACUUCCUUCAAGAAGUAUGAGGACGACGCGCGAGAUGUAAAGUGUAUCAUUAUGGCCAGUAUGACCGCGGAGCUCCAAAGGCUCCACGCGGACAUGGAAGUGCGUCCUAUGAUACAAUGCUUAAGAGACCUUUACCAGGGUCAACCCCAAAACUCAGAACUUGCAUGAAUGUAGACAAUUGACGGAGGGAGAGAUACAACUAAAUUCGGCAAUGGCGCACUCGUCUAUGCAUUAGCCGUCGGAACCUAUAGUUUAUCUCUACCUAGUGGUCUAAUAUUGCAUUUGAAUAAUUGUCUGUUUGUACCUAGUAUGAGCAGAAACAUCAUUUCUGUAUCCUGCCUUGACAAAGCAGGAUUUUCAUUCGUUGUAAAAGACAAAACUCUUUUUGU
Molecule: messenger RNA, 440 nt
Organism: Cuscuta campestris
Lineage: Eukaryota; Viridiplantae; Streptophyta; Magnoliopsida; Solanales; Convolvulaceae
Source: the annotation of a GenBank genome assembly